UCAAUCUCAAGUGCUUUGCGUUAAUGCGAAUAUAUAUCACAUCACAUCGUAUACUUAAUGGUUUUUUUCUUUAAUUUCUUGUAAAUUCUAAUUUCUUUAAUUGAAUUUAUCAUUUUUUAAGUUAAACAAUAUUUUACACUACGUUAUCAGUGUUGAAGUGUUGAUACAAUUUUAUAUUAAAGUGUUUUAAAUGGACAUUCUUGGAGAUAUAUUUUAUGACAUAAUUUUCAAGAAUGAUGCAGAUCAUGUAACUCUUGCGGUUUAUUUGUGAUCACAAAUGAGUUAAAAAGGAAUCAUGAGCUGGCUGCGGAAUACUUCCUUCUCAUUCGCGCGGCAGCUGUCUCGCUCUCUUGACCCUCGGCACGACUAUGAGCCUCAAGCAUGUUAUAAUUCUUUCUGCAAGCAUUGGCAACAAGCAAAUGAUAUUAUACUUAAAUCUCAGCCCGAACAUCUUCACGACGAUGUGUUAGCAGUAGUAAACCACCUAGAACAGCUGGCCACAUUGCUGGUGCUGGAAGCGAGGGCUCGAGAGAUCAACACGAGGAUCAACCAAGCCACCUGCCUUGAACACCUGCUCAGUGAAAACCUAUUGGACAAACUGUAUGAGUGGGCAAUAUGUACUGGCAAAUACGAAAACGCAGUCCGAUUAGAAGAACUCAAAGUAUUCGGAAUCCUCAUCAGUCACUACAGCUCACAGGUUAUCGCCGCAGAACCUUUUCUGAGGCCUCUGUUGAAGCUUCUCAGCAGCUUUAGAAAUGAAUUGCCACCCCCUAAUCUAGAAUGUCAGUUGGUGACUGUAUUGAAUCAGCUGUGCGUGGCGCUGAUGCAGAAUAUGAAGUUCAUUGACCUAUUCUUUUUGACGACUCAUACGCAGAAUGGAUCAAAGUCUGAAUUCAUCAUAGUGCGCUUGUUACUUACGUCGGUACACCGGGAGGGCAGUACGGGCUCAGCCGCCCGGGACGCACUGCUACUGUGCGCGAAUAUGUCGUCACGGUGUAUACAGCUUGCAGAGUAUAUGCUGGCUGGCAACACGUGUCCUGUAUUAGCUACUGGUCUCAGUGGUCUAUACUCGCUGUUGCCACGAACGCUGGGCGAACGAGUGUACCGACUGACACCUGACGACGUCAACCAAGUGCACAAGCUGACUCUUUUCAUAGACUCACUAGAGUUCUGCAAUGCUGUCGCACAGGUGGCGCAUCCAUCAAUUAAGAAACAUCUCCUGGACCUGCUAUACCAAGGUUUCUUGGUGCCUGUGCUAGGUCCAGCGCUACUUCAGAGCAAGCCGGGGUUGCAGAGCGGCGCGGGCGAGCAGGCGGCCGGCGCCGCACACCUCGAGCUGGUGGUGCGCUGCGUGGGCCGCCGCGGCCUGCUGCGGCCGGCGCUGCACUUCCUCUUCCAGUACCGGUACGACGGACGCGCAGUCGCCGACGUGCUGCUGGCCAGGCUCGACGCCACCCAACAGUUGUCUCUUGUAUCCCUCUCGCUGAUGGAGACCCUCAUCGACCUAAAUUGCGAAGACGUUAUGAUCGAGCUGGUCUACAAAUACCUUCUAAAUGGUCACCACUUGAUGUCUUCACACAAACACAAGAUAGCCGAUCCUGAACCUUACAGAGAAGCCGUUAGCGCAUUCUUAAGUUUGACACCAAGAUGCUGCUCGAGACCAUUGGAGAAGACCAGGGAAUGGGUAGAUGAGCUGUCUGUAAGUGGAAGAAGGAUUUUGGACUUCAAAAGAGAGGAUGAAACAAGAAGAAUAAAUGGUUUCAAUGAAGAUAUUGUAUUGAAUAAUCUAGUCCAGGAAGUUAAGUUUAAUUAUGGGAACCCAAACGAAACACUAUACGGCAACUACCACGCGUACUUAUGCGAUGCUCGAUUUGAAAUAGUAUCUCGAACAAUUGCCUGCUCCGAUUGGACAUCCCGGUAUGACACAGCAUCGACACCUAAAAUAGAAACAAAUAAUAAUUCUAAAGAAAUGAGAGAACCUGAUACACACAUAGUGAAAGAACCGGACAGCCUUAUAUCUUGUACUAGUGGUUAUGACACUCUUAAAACGAGUGAUACAUCUGAAAAGGAGCAGCAUAGUUUAACAUCACUAGUGGAGAAUAUAGAAGAGAAGCCUUGUGAACAAGUUAGUGAGGUGAAAGAUCACGAUAGUUUGACGUCAGUUGGAGAGAGCAGUGGAUAUGAAAGCUUUCGUUAUAGGCUUGAAGAAAGUGAAGAAAACGAAGGGUAUGCUGAAGAGUCGUUUAGAAAGAUAUUCUCUAAGAGCAUGAAUGAUGAGAGUUAUGAAGCUGAAAUGUCGCCUGUGAAGAGUUGGAAUUCAAGCGCUGAAUCCAUUAUCGGCCCACUUCUAAGUUAUCUUCUAAAAAAGGCAGCAUCUCUCCUCGAGUCGGACGUGACUACCAACUGUCGGGUGACAAGUGUGAUCUCCAAACUGGCAUCGUUGCCAACGCCAUUGUUAAUGUCACUACUGCUCUGUCCAGGGUUCGUGCUCCAGCCGAAUGUGCCUUCACUUUUCCAGAUUUUAAGCAAAUUGAAAGAAGAAGUAGAUGAACUGACCAAUGGAUUAGACAAUACUAACGAAUUAGUAGAUAAGGCGCGGGCGUUCCUCAUGCAGAGGGAAAUGGCACUAGUGAAGUCGCGAGGACCGGCCAGUGAUGACAGUCUUACACGCACUGAGUCCCCACCACAAAAACCGGAGCAGUCCCCGUUCAAGCGAAUGGACUCCAAACGGCGAAGUAUCUCCACCAGCCUCUCAAACAUGUUCAAUAGAAGAUCCUCAACUUCAUCACCACACGGACCUCAUAGCCUGCACAAUGCAAGUUACCACGCCAGUCCUCAAAAACGACUGGUGUUCACCCAAGAAGAGUACUGGAACCAAUCUAUCACCCUACGAUCAGUACUCAACGCGGUAAUACUCGACGAGUGGGUGAAGGAACUCGCCGCUUUAUCGGAGGAACAUGCCCUAAGACUCUCAGCGCAAAACUACGAGGACGAUACGUAUAUUAGAAGUGUAGGGUUAUGACUGCGGGCGAUCGCCGCUGGCGGGUUUAAAAAUAGCGGUACACCUUCAAAAGCAGGUGAUACUUAUGUUUGAACAUCGUCAUCAUCAUUAUUCAUUCAUUGAUCACUAACCAUAGGCUGUAUUAAAUUUGUACUAAGUACAAGACGGGAGAACUGUGAAUCCAUCUUGUAUGUAGAAUUUUCUAGAAUGUAUGCCUAUGUAUGCGUGGAUGUAUGGUUGUUAUGUUCCUAACUUCUAAUAUAAAGCGAUUAGAAUUUGUAUGGAACAAUAUUUGCCUGCUCUUCGAAAAAAGAAGGUAAUAUUUUUCGAACAUAUAUAUGUCCAAGUUUUACGCAACGUGC
This is a messenger RNA of Achroia grisella, 3363 nucleotides long. RefSeq names its product FHIP family protein AGAP011705-like. Bases 296 to 3022 code for a protein of 908 amino acids. The transcript has 16 exons. The record is from RefSeq and is a predicted model, not a curated record. Lineage: Eukaryota; Metazoa; Arthropoda; Insecta; Lepidoptera; Pyralidae.